This is a messenger RNA of Leptosomus discolor (cuckoo roller), 317 nucleotides long. NCBI's taxonomy places the organism in Eukaryota, Metazoa, Chordata, Aves, Leptosomiformes, Leptosomidae. The record is from RefSeq and is a predicted model, not a curated record.
UGGAGUGGAAGCUAAACAGCCCAACUCUGCCAUCAGGAAGUGUGUUAGAGUUCAGCUGAUUAAGAACGGCAAAAAAAUAACAGCUUUUGUUCCCAACGAUGGCUGCCUGAACUUCAUUGAGGAAAACGAUGAAGUUCUGGUUGCUGGUUUCGGUCGGAAGGGUCACGCUGUUGGUGACAUUCCUGGAGUUCGCUUCAAGGUUGUCAAAGUAGCCAAUGUUUCUCUGUUGGCGUUGUACAAGGGCAAGAAGGAGAGACCAAGAUCAUAAAUUUAGUUUAAUUUGACAAGAAUUUCAAUAAAAUUUUUGAUUGGAAAAA